AUGGAGCUUAUCGAAUGCGACGGAAGCGUACAACCGGAAUGGAUUCGACCCAGCCCCCGCAAAAGCGGCAAGAACGGGUGGAAAGGCAAGUGCGCUCACAUUGCAAAGAUACUCUGUUGCCUCUUUCAGGAGUGGAACAGACGAUACGUCUCUCUGUAUUGA
Chondrus crispus (carragheen) is the source of this 162-nucleotide messenger RNA. RefSeq lists its product as hypothetical. The transcript has a single exon. The record is from RefSeq and is a predicted model, not a curated record. Bases 1 to 162 code for a protein of 53 amino acids. Lineage: Eukaryota; Rhodophyta; Florideophyceae; Gigartinales; Gigartinaceae.